This is a messenger RNA of Glossina fuscipes, 1255 nucleotides long. RefSeq names its product 28S ribosomal protein S31, mitochondrial (gene mRpS31). Gene Ontology annotation, molecular function: structural constituent of ribosome. The transcript has 2 exons. The record is from RefSeq and is a predicted model, not a curated record. Bases 60 to 1163 code for a protein of 367 amino acids. Gene Ontology annotation, cellular component: mitochondrial small ribosomal subunit. Lineage: Eukaryota; Metazoa; Arthropoda; Insecta; Diptera; Glossinidae.
GCUAACAACCCUGAACAUAUGGUUAUAGUUUCUAUUACAGCUGACAGCUUAGACGCGAAAUGCUACUUUUACAUAAAUCAUCCGAUUUAAGAGCUUUGACUAUAAGGUCAUCAAUUUGCGUAAGAAAUUACUGCAAAGACAAGAAACCGGCGAAUGAUGAAACAAUAAGCAAGAAAACUAAAAUCAACCAUGAAGAAAAUUCGGACGCCGUAAUUGAUCAGAAAGAAACCGCUUCAGCUAGAUUAAAUCGUUUAUUAGCUUCUAUGCAGACUGCGGAUGAUAGUUUCAAUUUUUCCAAAUCGUCUCCAGGUCCUGGUGAGCUACACAGGAAAAGAAAUGCCGAAACUAAAUCCGAUGCAGAAAGCAAAGACAUAUUUGUCGCUGCUAAAAAGGUUGCUUCUCUCUUAGAUGAAUCCAAGCAAAAGCAAACCGAAUCAGAACUCUUAACCAAACUUUUGGGUCAUAAGCAAAUGGCAAGCAAAGACCCAACCAACGGGGAAAGUGAUUUAAGUCUUAGUGAACUAAUUGUAGGUAUGAAGAUAGACCGAAGUCGAAAGCAAGAAGAUGUUGUUUACUCCCGUAGUGAUUACGUUAAGCGCAGUAUAGCAGCUAAACAGCAACAAGGUAACCGAUGGGAAAAGCGAAAGCCGACGUCAUCAUCGAAACGUGAGGCCGAAGUAUUUACAGGUAGCGUUAAUCUUUUCGGCAUGAAAUCUAUGGGUAUUUUUGACCAACCUGGCAAUUUAAAAGUAUCGCCAGAUAUGUUAAAAACCUGGUUUGAUCUGCAACAGCGUUCACUGAAGCUGCACGUAUCACAUCCCCCAGCUAAUUAUUAUGAAAAAAUGGCUUUGUGGACUGAGCAAGGAAAGCUGUGGCGUUUUCCGAUAGACAACGAACAAGAUUGGGACGAUGAACGCGACGUCGACUUCUCCGAACAUAUUUUUCUCGAGCAGCAUUUAGAAUCAUGGUGUCCAAAACAGGGACCAAUACGUCAUUUCAUGGAAUUAGUUUGUGUUGGCCUCUCAAAAAAUCCACACAUAACUGCCCAAGAUAAAAAGGCUCACAUUCUAUGGUAUCGCGAUUAUUUUCAAUCGAAAAAGGAAAUCUUAAAAGAUUUAUUAAAUAAAGAGGCUCAGUGCAAAAUAGUUGCGAGCAAUGCAUAAAUCCAAGUAAAAACUUGAAUUUAGGCGAACUGCAUUGCAUAUAAAAUAAAAGUGUGAGAACAAAUAAAGAGUUUAUAUCCUGCUUCUUAAAA